AUGGAAUUGGCGUCCAAAGACGACGCCAAGGGGCGGUGCCCGGCGUGCAGGACGGAAUACGACGAGGACGCCAUCUCGUUCGACGCGGUGCCGGAGGAGGAGCUGGCGGCGAACGCGCAAAGGGCGAAGAAGCGAGAGGGUAAGGCGGGCGCGGCGAACGCGAACGCGAACGGAACGAACGGAAUCAAGGCGGGGAGCGGGACGGGAGCGAACGCGGCGCAGUCGCAGUCGAGGAAACACUUGCAAAACGUGCGAGUGAUACAGCGUAAUUUAGUCUACGUCGUGGGGUUGAGCGCGAGGUGUUGCAAGGAGGAAGUGUUGAGGAAGAAUGACUUCUUCGGCAAGUACGGGAAAAUCCUUAAACUGCAAGUGUCGGUGAAUCGAAACGGGAGUUCGUCGUACGCGGGGAGGAACGCGGAUGACACCGGGAGCGCGUACGUGACGUUUUACGAAGAAAACGACGCGAUGCAGUGCAUUCAACACAUUGACGGGACGCCGCUCGACGGGAGGAUUUUACGCGCGUGCUUCGGGACGACAAAGUAUUGCAACGCGUUUCUGAAGUAUCAGCCGUGCAACAAUCCGGAUUGCCUGUACUUGCACGACAUAGGACGAGAUAACGAUUCAUUCACCAAGGAAGAGAUG
Ostreococcus lucimarinus CCE9901 is the source of this 642-nucleotide messenger RNA. RefSeq lists its product with no specific name. The transcript has a single exon. The record is from RefSeq and is a predicted model, not a curated record. The annotation marks the transcript as partial. NCBI's taxonomy places the organism in Eukaryota, Viridiplantae, Chlorophyta, Mamiellophyceae, Mamiellales, Bathycoccaceae. Gene Ontology annotation, molecular function: RNA binding; ubiquitin-protein transferase activity. Gene Ontology annotation, cellular component: CCR4-NOT complex. Gene Ontology annotation, biological process: protein ubiquitination.